Molecule: messenger RNA, 3222 nt
Organism: Acanthosepion pharaonis
Lineage: Eukaryota; Metazoa; Mollusca; Cephalopoda; Sepiida; Sepiidae
Source: the annotation of a GenBank genome assembly
AUGGGACCAGUGCAUGACAAUCGGCCAUUUGUAGCUAUCUUUUAUUUUGUCUUCAUUAUUGUCAUUGCAUUCUUCAUGGUCAACAUCUUUGUUGGUUUUGUGAUUGUCACAUUCCAGAAUGAGGGUGAACAAGAGUAUAAAAAUUGCGAACUGGACAAAAAUCAGAGAAAAUGUAUUGAAUUUGCAUUAAAAGUGAAACCUGUUAGACGCUAUAUCCCCAAAGCUCGAUGGCAAUACAAAGUUUGGUGGUUUGUUACUUCCCAACCAUUUGAAUAUGCCGUGUUUGCGCUUAUUAUGAUAAAUACUAUCACACUCGCUAUGAAGUACGAUGGAGAAAACGAAGGUUAUUCCAAUGUACUUGACUAUUUGAAUAUGAUUUUUACCGGCCUUUUUACAGUUGAGUUUAUGCUAAAAUUGGCUGCGUUUAGGUUCAAGAAUUAUUUUGGAGAUGCAUGGAACGUUUUUGAUUUCAUUAUUGUCCUGGGAAGUUUUAUUGAUAUUAUUUAUACAGAAGUCAAUCCCGGGUCUCCUAUCAUCAGUAUAAAUUUUUUCCGUCUUUUCCGUGUCAUGAGAUUGAUUAAACUGCUAAGUCGAGGGGAAGGUAUCCGCACAUUACUCUGGACUUUCAUCAAGUCUUUUCAGGCACUGCCAUAUGUUGCACUGUUGAUUGUCAUGUUGUUCUUCAUCUAUGCAGUCAUUGGAAUGCAGAUGUUUGGCAGAAUAGCCCUUGAUGAAGACACUGAAAUCCAUCGAAACAACAAUUUCCAAACCUUCCCACAAGCUGUCCUCGUAUUAUUCCGAUCUGCCACAGGUGAAGCAUGGCAAGAAGUUAUGUUAUCCUGUGUAGAAAGCAAAGACGUCGCGUGUGAUCCCAGAGCUAAAACAAAUAAUGCUAUUAGCUGUGGUACCAACUUUGCUUAUGCAUAUUUUAUUUCUUUCUAUGUACUCUGUUCAUUUUUGAUCAUCAACUUAUUUGUUGCUGUCAUUAUGGACAACUUUGAUUAUUUGACCAGAGAUUGGUCAAUUUUAGGGCCACACCACUUAGACGAAUUUGUACGACUCUGGUCUGAAUAUGACCCUGAGGCAAAAGGUCGAAUAAAACAUUUAGAUGUUGUGACUUUACUUCGGAAAAUAUCCCCGCCAUUGGGGUUUGGCAAGCUGUGUCCACAUCGAGUAGCCUGUAAACGUUUGGUCAGUAUGAAUAUGCCAUUGAACAGUGAUGGAACUGUUAUGUUCAAUGCGACAUUAUUUGCCUUGGUUCGAACUUCCCUUAAAAUAAAAACAGAGGGUAAUAUAGACCAGGCAAAUGAAGAACUAAGAGCUGUAAUAAAAAAGAUAUGGAAACGCACGAGCCCUAAACUUUUGGACCAAGUCGUUCCACCUGCCGGUAGGGACGACGAAGUCACAGUGGGCAAAUUCUAUGCAACUUUCCUAAUCCAGGAUUAUUUCCGACGCUUUAAAAAGCGAAAAGAACAGAUCCAAAAAAUACAAAAGGGACAAGAACAUACAAAUGCAUUGCAGGCUGGAUUGCGUGCUGUGCAUGAUCUCGGGCCUGAAAUUCGAAGAGCUAUAUCUGGUAACUUGGAAGAAGAAGACUUCCCUGAACGAGAUAUUGAAGAGCCAAUGCAUAGGCGAAAUCACAGUUUGUUUGGCACAGUUGUAUCAGCCCUUACGGGUCAUAAACCCAUACCAUUUAGUAACCGAACACAGUCGCUCCAUUUGAAUCACACCCAGCCACACCCGAAGGUGUCCCCAACAAAUUCAUUGACUGCACCUCCUAAGUUAUCACCCCAGAAUUCAGUCAAUGGUAAAGUUUCACCUGCUCUUUCAUGCAAUCAUAUAAAUGUGGAUUAUGUCAACUCUAUCAACCGGACACCAACACCUCUGGCUCCUGUAAAGGUCGCUCCAGCUAGUCAGGCUGCACCACAGCUUCUUGACACAAAACAAGACAGCGAACAGUCUUCUCUUGAAGUUGACUCAGUUCUUGACAAUGAAGAGGGCCUUGAAAGCAGGCCAAGUGAGGUCCAUGAUUCUGAUACAGAGAGCAUACCCAUGCGGACAGUUGUAGGUGACAUGAAUCGGAGUGUCCAGCCACGUCUGCAUUAUGCAUCUGUGGUCAGUGACCACGAACAAGAGUCAGACAGGAUUUCAGAUAGAAUAUCAUCUGACCGCAUGUCUGAUCGAGUGCCAGUGACCCAUCCAGGUCCUCCUGAUCGAAGACAGGAUAUUUAUGUAUAUAGAGAUCUUCCACAAGAAGACAGUGAUUAUGAGCGUGAACAGACACCCCCCUCCCCACCCCCCAGGAAAGUCAGCAAGCGAGGAGCUUCAAUUAAACUGUCUUGUAUUGGAAAACAAGGCAGUGAUGAAAAUCCCUUGGUUAAGAAAAUUGCCCAACCAUUAAAGUUAGCUCAAAGACAGGCCAUGGCAGUUGUAGGUGUUCCUCCUGGAACAAAGUAUGUGUCAAAUGACCAACGACUACAACAGUCAUCAACACCCCCAUCACCAAGUCAGCAACAAUCUACCUACCUCAAUCCAGAUGAUGAACACUUGCGAAGGCAUCACAGAUCUGGUGACUCUGUUGUGGCACCAGAUACCAAUAUUCCCUAUCGGGCAUAUGAGCGUGGCCCUCUGGUCAUACCUUCUCAUGUGCUAACAAAAUCAACCAAGCAUGGCCUUGGACGAGGAAGUGCUGAAAGUUUGGUAGAAAAGGUACUUGAAGAAGAAGGUCUCAGAAAAUAUGUUGAUGCCAAGUACCUACAGCAAGAAAUCAAAGAAGCCACAGACAUGACCCAAGAAGACUUGGACCGUGCAGCCCAUGAGCUUAUUCGCUCAUCAGUCCAUGGGGCCUUACGCCAACCAUAUAUCGAACAUUUAGUAAUUGCUCUUUCCUCCCUCUCUCCAAGCCUUGCUACUUGUGACUUUCUUAUUCAUUUUGCAAAUAAGUGCCGAUUUUCAUUUUCAUAUUCAAAACACCAUUCUCCCUCACUUAUUCCUCCCUUCUAUUAUUUCCUAGUCUUCUCAAUCACUCUCUCACUCAUUUACUCCCCUAUGCUCACACUUCUCCAUAUUACUCCCCUUGCAAACUCUUCUACUCACACUUUCACUUCUCUCCACUCCCUUACACACUCAUUAAUUAAAGAGUUACUUUCUUCUCAUCAUUUACUCAUUCCUACACACUCUAUCACACUCUACCUCUCCCACAUUUUAUUUUUCUUUCACUAA